This is a messenger RNA of Anoplopoma fimbria (sablefish), 2010 nucleotides long. RefSeq names its product solute carrier family 16 member 10 (gene slc16a10). Gene Ontology annotation, biological process: transmembrane transport. The transcript has 6 exons. Lineage: Eukaryota; Metazoa; Chordata; Actinopteri; Perciformes; Anoplopomatidae. The record is from RefSeq and is a predicted model, not a curated record. Gene Ontology annotation, molecular function: monocarboxylic acid transmembrane transporter activity. Bases 243 to 1763 code for a protein of 506 amino acids.
CCUCCGCGCUGUCUACUUAUGACAUCUCAACAGCAGCUUUCUGACAGCUGCCGGAGAACCAGAGACCUGCUCACCUUAACACGGGACGACCCGGGUUAGACUCUCCUCCUCUCUGUCUGCAGGCUGACCUCACUCACACACAGCCGGAGAACCAGAGACCUGCUCACCUUAACGCGGGACGACCCGGGUUAGACUCUCCUCCUCUCUGUUUAACACCGUCACUGACAUCAAACAGAGACACAAUGACAGAAGGCGGGAAUCACGCAGCAGGAGAAGGAGACACGGUGAAGGAUGAGGAGAAGCAGGAGAAGCAGGAGGAGGAAGCAGCAGGAGAACGGGGACAGCAGGGGGCCGUGCAGGAGCAGCCCUCGGGCCCCGGAGCAGCGCAGGAGCAGCAGGAGGAGCAGGAGGAGCAGGAGGAGCAGUUCGUCCACCCUGAGGGAGGCUGGGGCUGGGUGGUGAUGCUGGCCGCCAUGUGGUGUAACGGAUCCGUGUUCGGGAUCCAGAACGCGUUCGGGAUCCUCUUCCUCUCACUGCUCAGAGAGUUCGGAUCAGAGACCGACGACGACCUCCGCUUCAAGACAGCAUGGGUGGGCUCCCUCUCCAUGGGGAUGAUCUUCUUCUGCUCUCCCAUCGUCAGCGUCUUCACCGACAUCCUCGGCUGCAGAAUAACGGCAGUGGGCGGCGCUGCUGUCGGCCUGGUCGGCCUGCUGGCCAGCUCCUUUGUCAAGUCCCUGGGCCCCAUGUACUUCACCUAUGGCAUUGUGUUCGCCUGCGGCUGCUCUUUCGCCUACCAGCCCAGCUUGGUCAUCCUGGGCCACUACUUCAAGAAGCGUCUGGGUCUGGUGAACGGCAUUGUGACGGCCGGCAGCAGCAUCUUCACCAUCACCUUGCCCUUCGCUCUGUCGCACCUGCUGGAAAAAGUAGGCCUUCAGAACACCAUGCGAGUCCUCUGCAUCCUCAUGUUUGUGCUGAUGCUGGCCGGCCUCACCUACAAGCCCCUGCUGCCGGUCAAAUCCAACAAAAGCCGCACAGGCAGCCGAUGCCCACCCAUGAGCCAGAUCUUCAACCUCAAUAUCUGGAAGUCCUUGGGAUAUCGCAUUUGGGCCUUCGGCAUCCCCGCAGCCCUCUAUGGCUACUUUGUGCCUUAUGUUCACCUGAUGAAGCAUGUGGAGGAGCGCUUUGGAAAAGAUGCCAGUAAAGAAGUUCUGCUCAUGUGCAUCGGCAUCACGUCCGGCGUGGGCCGUCUCAUCUUCGGCAGAGUGGCGGACUAUGUUAAUGGAGUCAACAAAGUCUACCUGCAGGUGACCUCCUUCUUCGUCAUCGGCGUCAUGUCCAUGAUGAUCCCUCUGUGCAACAUCUUUGGCGGGCUGAUCGCCGUGUGCCUGCUGAUGGGGCUGUUUGACGGCUGCUUCAUCUGCAUCAUGGCCCCCAUCGCCUUCGAGCUGGUCGGGCCCGACGACGUGUCCCAGGCCAUCGGCUUCCUGCUGGGCCUGAUGUCCGUGCCCAUGACCGUGGGACCCCCCAUCGCAGGUUUCCUGAGGGACAGACUGGGCAGCUACAACGAGGCCUUCUACCUGGCAGGUAUCCCCCCGAUCAUCGGAGGAGCCGUGUUGUGUCUGAUUCCCUGGGUGGAGGCCAGGCGCAAGAGGAGGGAGAAGGAGGAGUCGCUGUCCAGGGAGCAGGAUGUCACCGAGAAGAUGAUCGGGGGCGAGAAGGCCCUGGAAGCCGCUCAAAGCAAAACCGGAGAGUCUGUCCUCUAAGUGCCCCUCCUACAGACUAUAAAGAGAGACACGCGGGGUCAGACUGAGACUGCUGAGUACCGAGAUACAGUAUGAGUUAGAUUGCCUUCAGUAGGAGAACAUGCCAAAGUGAUGAAACAUAUCAGGUUGAGUUCAGCUUAUUGUGAAUUUAAUCCUGAAGAACUAUGCAUUAGAUUGUUUGACUGAACUAAUCUUACAACAGGCAAACUUGAAGUGUAAAGUGGAAAUUGAGACCAUUUUUUUUUUU